AUGGGCACAAGACUUGCAGUCUGCAACCAGUACCUGAGACAGAAGGAAAUCCUGCAGCUCCUGCUCCUGAUGCGACAGUGUAAUUACUCUACCAUCUCUGUGUACGACUCGGAUCUGUUCAACGCCAAUAUUCAACUGCAGCUGAAUGGACCUAACUACCGGACCCACCCAGCGGAUUCGAGCAGAGCAGCAGACUCGAGCCUUACCUUCCUCGUCGUCCUGGUCCGCACUGGACCCGGCGCCCGCCCAGUCCUGCCCAUCGCCCUCGGCUCCUGCCGCCUCCUCCUCCUCGGAGCCCGAACCCUGGCUGAAGUCAAUGCGCUGGGCCAGACGCGCCAGGUUCUGGGACAUGGACAGCGGCUGCAGGUACGUCUCAGUGCCAUCCAGGCCCACCUCCUGGACCUGCUUCUCGCAGGCCGACUCGAUGCUGAUCCGUACAGCGCGCACCCCAGACAUUCCGGCAGCGCGGGCGAGGCGGAAACACCCUCGCAGGAGCCAAAAAUCCAGAUGAGAACAGAAGUGCGUCCCCGGUACCCGGGAACCGGGGAACUGCAGAGCCUCUGCUGGCCCCCAGAAAAGCAGACGCUGACCCUAAACAGGAAAGGAAGCCGCGAGCACAGCAAUUUUCCCAGAAUGCACUGCAAUGCACUGCAGAACCCCCCCUGUGCUCCAAUUUCCAGGAACCCGGUGGGUGAAGCGCCGGCGCAGUGGCCUUCCGGACCAGUACUUCCGAUCUGUGAGCAUCCUGAUCGCCAGUGUUUUAAACUGUGCGUCCGAGAGUUGAGUAAAAUGAAGGAGAGAAUCCUGGAAGCAGCAAGAGAUAAGGGGACAGUCACCUACAAAGGAGUUCCCAUCAGACUGUCAGCGGAUUUCUCAAAAGAGACCUGACAGACAAGAAGGGGCUGGAAAGAGGUAUUCUAAGUCAUGAAAUCCAAAGACCUACA
Molecule: messenger RNA, 944 nt
Organism: Artibeus jamaicensis (Jamaican fruit-eating bat)
Lineage: Eukaryota; Metazoa; Chordata; Mammalia; Chiroptera; Phyllostomidae
Exons: 3
Coding region: 1-888 (295 amino acids)
Source: RefSeq, a predicted model, not a curated record